GUAUCAGAACAUUUCUCCCUGUACACUUUGAACAUUGCUCACUUCUAGAGAUACAAGAGAGUAUUCGCAUCAAUCGCUUGCGCGUCCUUUAAAUUUCCAGGGCUUUCGAGCGUUUUCCCUACACGUUUAUCACGGCGAAUGCCGUCCAUCUGACUCGAAUCCACCCAUUCCCAACAACUAUCGGUUGGGUAUUUAACUCGUGGCACCUCUUACAGACAAUCAUCCGUUCUCAACGACACAUCAUUUGCUUUACUCUUUACUAUCCGAAGAUUCAAACUGAUUCUAUUUUUGUCGCCGGCUCUCCAGUGACAUCAAACGAUUGUAAGAAUUAGGCUUGGGUAUUCUGGUCUUCUCGAUCUAAUUGGUCUCUCACUCAAAGCUUCUAAGAAUGGUGGACAACAAAAUAGAAGAACAGCUGGACGAGAUGAAAGUCAACCGAUUCUCGAUUGAUGAAAAUCAUAUACUAUCGAUGACAAAGGCGUUUGCACGCGACUGGUUGUUAGAUCAAGCAAGUGUGGCGCAGGACUUCGUUUAUACUCUUCGCACUCGCGCAAAUGAGUUAGCCCAUAUACAUUCCUUGCCAGAUGAGCUCCUCUUGCGAGUCUUUCAAAUUCUCGUCGAUGAUGACAAUGCACUACUCCUGAAGGAUAGAUGUUACGCGAUCGUCACGUUGACGGCAGUUUGCAGGAAAUGGCGAGCAAUGGGCCUGGAUUCGCCAUUACUCUGGACAGACAUCGAUGCUCUCAAUUUGGACCGGGCUGAGGUUUUUCUGCGGAGGUCGGGAACAACAGCUGCUCACGUCCGGCUGUAUGCUAUUUACCAGGAAGGAGCAGAAUACGCGGCGCGGCUGGCUGAUAUCUUGUCAGAUCACGUCGAACAUAUCACAAGUCUGACCUUAUCAGCUCGCCUUCCCCUUUUAUCAGACAUCCUUACCCGCAUUACAUUCUCACUGGGUGCAAUACAAAAUCUUUCUCUCGAGGCCUGGCACUAUACCUUUUCCCUCCACGAUUCCAUCACACCCACAGUGUUUACUCCCACUAUAACUAAGCAACUUGACAACAUCUCUCUAUAUGGCGUGUUCCUACCAUUCAAUUCGCCGAUGUUUGUGGGGCUGUUGACACUGCAUUUGGGGUAUCACAAUCCGAGGCCUGAGCUCGCUCCCUCCAUGGACGAAUUCCUAGCUGUUUUGAAAAACUGUCCACAUUUAACCGACUUGCGUUUAUGUUACGCAGGCCCUACGGUUGAUACCCUUAGACGGGGUGGGACGACGCCUGUUGUACGACGGCUAGAGCUCAGCUGUCUACAGACCUUGUCACUUGAAUUGGAGGCUAGGAACAUCGCCUUGCUUCUGACGCAUCUCGUAAUCUCGGAGCACACGCGAGUUAAUUUGACGUGUUAUCUGGAAGAAUCCGACUCCGUGACAAGCAUCAUUCCACCUCAUUCCACGUUAAUGGUUCUCAAUGUCUGCAGAACACUACGGGUCAGGGCUGUCACCUUGAUGCAUGAACGGCGUAGUGCUAUGCUGAAGUAUAUACGUGUGGAAGCUGCUAUAAACUCGAUGGCACCUCCGAACAUCACGAUAGAUCUUGCAUCGGCGGACCGAUGGAAUGAAAACCACUGGCAGGCAAUAACUCCAGAAGUUCUGCUUGCACUUCCGGUUUUGUUCCAUACAAGCCCCAUCUCGACUCUGGAUGUUUCCUGCAAUGCUAACGACAUGACGUGUGACCAAUGGUUGGAGACUCUCGAAAGAUUCCCACUUCUGACUUCCCUUACCCUUCAUCCUCAAUUGGACGGACUCUUUGCUCUUCCUAGCUGCGUUAACGGACUCCUCGAUGCUCUCUGUGUGUUGAACCACGAGGCUCUCCAUGAACCUGCUACAAUAUGCUCGGGCCUACGGUAUCUUAUGCUAGACAGAUUUGUUAUGGAUUCUGAGUUUUUCCCAAACCUGUUGGGUUGUUUGGAACUACGGAGUUCCAUGGGAAUCGGUCUCUGUGCUGUGGAUAUCCUCAGCUUUCAUUGGACUGGCCCUGGGAAGCUUUUGAUACCUGAUCUUGGAGAAUGGGUCUACUGCAGGAAAAAUGGUUGUUGGUGUACUGUAGGAACAUGUGACGACUCGCAGUUUUGAUAAAUGCUUUUUUUUGUAGUUGUGUCAAUAUGCGGAUUGCGGUUACGAAGAACGUUAUUCCCAGGUGGAAUGAUACAGUGUUUAUCUGACUCGCCAGGAUUGUCCGUCGGAGCUGAACAAAUUCUGAAUUAUAUUCAGCACGGCAUUUUCAUGGCAUUAAAGAUCGUUAGUAGUGUAGAAUAUGAGUAGGAUUUUCAUUAAACGUGCGUGAACAAA
This is a messenger RNA of Somion occarium, 2341 nucleotides long. NCBI's taxonomy places the organism in Eukaryota, Fungi, Basidiomycota, Agaricomycetes, Polyporales, Cerrenaceae. The record is from the annotation of a GenBank genome assembly.